UUUAGAGGCAAGUGGAAACAUAACCAACCCUGUUACACUUGUAUGUUGACUUUGAGGUUUUAAGUUUUUGGCGGCGUUUCAGGUCCCGAAGUGAACAUAAUUGUACACUCACAAACUCCAUUAAAAACUAGGGCUAAGGGGCUGACGUUGCAAACUUCCCUUGCUUAGCUAAUCAUUUGGACCGACUACAAAUAUUGCCGCGGGGAUUCCCCCAAAGCAGGAGGCCGAGGGUAAGUGGACAAGAGUGUUUCUUUUAUGAGUUUGAAACACAGCCAAGCUAGCAAGCGCACACAUUUUCUUCUAGAAAUGUUCCUUUCUAGUUGUAAAUGGGCGUAAGGAACGCGAGAGUACUGUACUUGUGUUCCCGAAGGAAAUCCCGAAGGACUUCAAGUUGUUGAUCAACUAAAAUGACUUGUGGUUGUUUGUCAUCGUGAAGAAUACCGGAUCGUUGGAAAACAUUGAUAUUCCUGUAGCCUACUUUGUUACCCCUCCAAACGUGGAUGUGAGAUAUCUGACGCACAUCGAGCGCACAGGUUACCUAAUGGAGAUGGAUUUCCAAAGGCUGCUAUUGCGGGUGGAACAAGCCCUGAGCAGUGAAGAAGUACAAGCACUUGCAUUUCUUUGCAAAGAUCUACUUGAGAAAGACUGUAGCUCAGUGCCCACAGCAAGUAAACUCUUCUCUCUUCUGACGGAACAAGAACUGUUAACCCCCGAUCAGCUUUACUUGCUUGCUGAUCUACUAUGCACCAUCCAGCGCCACAGCUUGAUGCGAGAGCUUGGCCUCAACAACCAGCUUCCAACAACCAGUAGCCUCAUCUCUCCUUAUAGAAAGCUGCUGUAUGACUUGUCAGAGAACACCACUGAAGACGAGUUGAGAGAGAUUAAGUUCCUAUUGGUUAACAUACUCCCUCGUAGGAAACUGGAGGACAAUGUGACUACCUUGCAAGUAUUCCUGGAAAUGGAGAAAAUUGAUAUUUUGAGCGUUAUAAAACUAAACAUAGUUGAAAGUAUAUUUGGAAGUGUCUGCCCCAUGUUGAAAACAAGAAUCAACCAGUUUAAGACACGGCAGGGGCCAGUAAACCCAAAAACAGGGGUGGGAUUGCUAAGACCAAGGCCUUCUUCUGCAUGUCUUCCAGAAAACCAGGCUGUCUCCAUGCUUCCAAGGAGACCUGUGUCAUGUGGACUAUCAGUCGAACAACGUGGACAUUCUGACACGAUGUUCUUUCCCUCUUCGUACUUCUCUUCAGCUUCACAGUGUUCAACUCAGGUGUCCACUCUGAAUCCAGCUGACACCUCUCUGGAUGUUCGGAGGGUCUCAGAUACAGCGGAUGCAGUACUUUCACAUAGGCUGGGUCUCCUAAGUACCAGUGGGGACAACGAUGCUGCUCUCAGCCCAGAGAAUCACCAUGUUUCAUCCGUACCCUCAUGUGGACACAAUAAGAACUUUGACCCUGCAAAUCGUCAGACAGGAAACACCACAAAAGAGGAAGUGGGAGAAUAUGCCAUGACAGGACGAAAGAGAGGUUACUGUCUGAUAAUUAACAACUACAACUUCAAAAAUUCUCCAAAACUCCUAAACAAUAGAGAGGGAACACAGGUUGAUGAAAGCAGUUUGGUGAGUGUGUUUGAGUGGCUGGGCUUUGAAACGCAGAUUGAGCCAGACUGCAGCCGGGAGCAGUUACUGUCUCUAGUUGCGGAGCUCCGCAGCCGUGACCACAGCCAGAUGGACUGCCUGGUGUGCUGCGUUCUGAGCCACGGGCUGGAGGGAUGUGUUUAUGGGGUGGAUGGGCUGAAGGUCAGAGUCAGGGAGCUCACAGAGCCCUUCUCUGGACUGGAGUGCAGCUCACUGAGGGGAAAGCCCAAACUGUUCUUUAUCCAGGCCUGUCAGGGCAUCAAGGAACAACAGCCAGUGUUCAUCCAGUCCGAUUGCCCAGGCACUGAUGGCUUUACAACCACCAGCUCUAUCUGCACUGAUGCAGUGGUACCCAGAGACUCCAUUCCCUCUGAUGCUGACUUCCUUCUGGGCAUGGCCACCGUCCCUCACUUUGCCUCGUUCAGAGACAAGAGGCAGGGCACUUGGUUCAUCCAGUCAUUGUGCCAGAACCUCAUCAACUUGGUUUCCAGUGGGUAUGACUUGCUGUCCAUCCUGACCAAGGUGAACGAUGAUGUCAGCAGUAAGAGUGAUAACCAUGGCACCAGGAAGCAGAUGCCCCAGCCUGCAUACUCACUCAGGAAGAGGCUGGUCUUUCCCAUCCCAAAAGACCCUCCUCCGAGACUACACCUCCCAGACUACACCUCCCCGACUACGUGAGCCACAAAUAUUGGCUUGAGAGCACUAGAGCAGAGGAAUGGGGAAUGAGCAGAGGAUCAGGGAAUGAUUCAGACACUAUAUGUGUAGACUCAUCAACAAUAUAUACACCCUCUGGGAUCACUCAGGUAGAAGGUGCAGGUUUACACUUGUUUUAUACCUCGCUCUGUUUUAUUUACAGUACCAGUCAAAAGUUUGGACACACCAACUCAUUCCAGGGUUUUUUGUGUACUACAUGAUUCCAUAUCUGUUAUUUCAUAGUUUUGACGUCUUCACUGUCAUUCUACAAUGUGGAAAAUAGUACAAAUAAAGAAAAACCCUUGAAUGAGUAGGUGUGUCCAAACUUUUGACUGGUACUGUAUAUAUCUACAUUGUGACUUGCUACUUGUUCUUGUACUGAGGCUUAAUGUGAUUUUUCACCUUUGUGGUGCAGAUGGUACCAGAAGGGGCCAUUAGAACAUUAGGAGAGUUUUAAACCAUGUUUCACAAUUUUCAGGCAGAGGAAGGAGGAGUGGUAAUUCUGCCUAAUCUGACUGGCAUGUCAAAACAUGUCACUGCUGUCAGAGUGGCAAGUAAAGACAAAAUAACACACAUAGUAGUCAUCGCUCUACUCGGCUCUGCUCUGCUAUCAAUUUAGGUAGUCUUGUUUGUGCAAAGUUUAAAUCUCACAGAGACUCGUAAAUAUUGAGGAGCUGUUUAAUUUAACAUAACCUUUUUGGAAUGUUGGAGCUGGGGUUAAAUCCUACACAGAGCAUUAUUUUCACAAACCCUGGAAAUUGUUUGUUAUCUCUCCUUUUAUAUUCUUUGUAGCCUACUGGUUACUACAUGAUUCCAUAUAUGUUAUUUCAUAGUUUUGAUGUCUUCACUAUUAUUCUACAAUGUAGAAAAUAGUAAAAAAUAAAGAAAAACCCUUGAAUGAGUAGGUGUGUCCAAACCUUUGACAGGUACUGUAUAAAAAAAAAAAUGUAAUUCAGUAGAAAUAUAUCCAAAGAACUGUAAAUAGAAAAUUGUAGGAAAUGUUUUUAAUGCUGCAAUAUGAAACCUUUUGGCCAAAUUCACAUUAAAUUUGAGUUAUA
Molecule: messenger RNA, 3384 nt
Organism: Salvelinus fontinalis (brook trout)
Lineage: Eukaryota; Metazoa; Chordata; Actinopteri; Salmoniformes; Salmonidae
Product: caspase-8-like
Exons: 13
Coding region: 542-2311 (589 amino acids)
Biological process (GO): proteolysis; negative regulation of extrinsic apoptotic signaling pathway via death domain receptors
Molecular function (GO): protein binding; cysteine-type endopeptidase activity
Source: RefSeq, a predicted model, not a curated record